UGCAGCUGCAUUCGUCAUCGUCAUCACCUUCAGUAUUUUUGACAACCCUUUGUCUGCCUUAACAGUACAGUUUAUUAGAUUUCAGUUCCUCCCUUUUUGACAUUCUGCCUCGCUGGCUGUAGCAACCCGCACACCUCAGGCUAUACCUACUACUGUAUGGAUAUGACCAUUCCAGUGGAUUUUACUGCUCUUGCUGGCGGAUAUAUCGCCGAGCAAGUCCUCUCCAAGGUUAUCCUGCGAGAGCGAGAGAAUGGACACCGAUACCAUGCAUACCAGAAACUGUACAGCUACGCCUUGGUGUGCCGUGCCUGGUUUAAAAUCACUGCUCCGCUCAUGUACGAACGUGCAUUCAUCUACUGCACUACGCGCAAGAUUGAUGAACCAGAAAAGACCCCAAACCGGCACUACGAAUGGCACUCGAAUCUAGGCCAAAUUAUACGUGCCGGCAUGCAGGACCAAGUCAAAGAGUUUCGCAUUGAAUGCGAGCAAUUUUCACGCAUAUUCACCAACUGUCCAGACUUGUUCGGCAAGCUGGGGAUGCCGGACACGCCGUUCGUGAACGUCACCAAGCUGUGGUUCGGCGGCACAUGCCAUUACGGCGCCGGCAUGGAGGAUCUGUUCAUCAUCCCGACCACACGCUACUUUGUCAAGAUGUUCCCGAACGUCACAAUUGUGGCCAACAACCGGUUCUUUGACCGUGGCAAGAUGUUCGACCACGUCAUGGAUCGUAUCCAGCACCAGUUCCACAACAAGAUCACCAACUACCGGAUUGAGAUGGACUCUCCGCGCCGCAUACCGCUCUACUUCCCGCCCAAUGUCACCAAGCUGACGCUUCAGGCUGAGAUUUUGGUCGGCUACCACAACCGCAUGGACUUUCCACAGAUUCCCGCAGCCGGGCUCCGGUACCUGAACAUGAGGAAUGUGCGGACAAAUUUCAACUGGGACAUCUUCAAGUCCGACGUACCUGGCGAGAUCCGGUUUACAAACCUGGAGGAAAUCCAUAUUAGCACCGAUUACCACCCGAACCCUAUUUCGAUUUUCUCCGGGCACGACCUGCUGACGUUCCCAAAGCUGCGGAUCGUCCGGACACUAAACAUUCUGCAAGUGUACUCGGACAUGUUCAAGCUGUUCCUCCACUCGCCGAUCGAAUCGCUGCAGCUCUCCGAGAAGGUUGCCCAGCUGAACUGGAUCAACCCCGAGAUUUACUACAUGGCCAAGCAUAUCAGUAUCCACCCAAUGUACGACUAUACUGAGAACGUCGACGAUGCCACGUCGAUGCUGAUGCCUGUGCUCGACACCCCCUCACUUGUCACCCAUGCUAGCCUCCGCAUGACGCUGCGCGAAAUCAGACUCCCACAGUCAACGGCAUGGGUUCAUCUGCGCCGGCUGGUGGUCACCGUUGACAAGUUUAUCGUGUCGGAGGCAGAAAACCUGAUCUCGUACCUCCCAGUGCUCGAGUACCUGCGCGUCAAGUACGAUCCGCCACAGUAUCAGGUCCCGCAUCGGCAGGCAAGGAUCGAUGAGCAUGAGUGCCCGCCCUACGACCCUGACCGGGUCAUCCACCCAGCCCUUCAGAUGUUCGAGAUCCAGACUGUCCACGACUGGCUGAACGAGGGCGACAGGGACCGCCUCAGGUACUUUGUCAGGCACAUCCCCACACUGAUCAAGAUCAAUGUUCCGCCAGAGUUUGGUAGGAUUCUCAUCCAGGAGUUUGCUGAAGAGGGACGCGAGAUUAUGCUAUACCAGCACGAAAAAAAUUGACGAGCGCUUCAGGCAGUAUAUUGAUCCUAUUAACAUGUAGGCCAUGGUUCUGUAUUUCGUUUACCCAGAUACCUCUAGUAUUAAAACAGCAGCUACCAGCACCUGAUGCAAUCAACCAUGUCAACCUUCACAUGCUGGGACAUGCAUGAAGGCGUAACCAGGCACAUAGGAAAGGGGAGGCGGCAGUUUUGGGCUUUGUGCAAAUUGAUUGCCGCCGCUAUAGCGAUGUAGGCGAGCUGAGACGGAGAACGGCUUUUCGACCGACAAAAUAAAAGACCUGCGAGGACGAUCGUUCGUUUUUUUCUUUUGAAGAAUCAGC
Linderina pennispora is the source of this 2080-nucleotide messenger RNA. RefSeq lists its product as uncharacterized. The transcript has a single exon. The coding region runs from base 157 to 1761 and encodes 534 amino acids. The record is from RefSeq and is a predicted model, not a curated record. NCBI's taxonomy places the organism in Eukaryota, Fungi, Kickxellomycota, Kickxellomycetes, Kickxellales, Kickxellaceae.